Molecule: messenger RNA, 1048 nt
Organism: Gasterosteus aculeatus aculeatus (three-spined stickleback)
Lineage: Eukaryota; Metazoa; Chordata; Actinopteri; Perciformes; Gasterosteidae
Source: RefSeq, a predicted model, not a curated record
UGAGUGCAGAGUCUCCUUUGUCUUCAGGUUCAAUAUGGCCGUCAACAUUCCCGGAUUGACGGCGAUGCUGCUCUUCUACCUGCUGGUGCUCGGGGUCGGCAUCUGGGCUUCUGUCAAGUACAAAAGGGAGGCGAGCAGAAGUGCAGCCGACAAGAUCGAGAUGGCCCUGCUGGGGAACCGCGGCGUAAAGAAGGCUGUCGGGAUCUUUCCGAUGAGGCGGUGCACGCUGGAAGCUGCUGUUGCAACAGAGCAGCAAAGCUGGUCUGACGUUUGCUUCAUCGUCUCUUUGCUUGCCGCGUCAGACUGGAACCUCACUUCUUACGGCUCUCCGUCUCCGCUGGAACGUGGCGAGGCAGCCACGGUCCUAGUCCUUAGCCACCUCACCCCGACCGUCGUCUCCAUCGUCGGAACCGCCGCCAUUUCUGCCGCCGCCAUGUCGUCGGCCGACUUGCAACAUCUACAAGACUCUCCUGAGGCCGCCUCGCAGAGAGAAACCCAGUGGGCGAUCCGAGCUGCGGUGGUGGUGGCCGGCUUGAUGGGCGCAUCGCUCACCAACCUUAAAAACAGCAUCAUCCCGUUGGUGAGUGGAGAGCCGUCUGUGGGUGCAGCACCAGUCAUACACUUUCCGGGUUACACUCUGGAGGACGGCAUCUAUGUUCAGUACUCCCCAGUGAGGACCAUCUCCGUGCUGUCCGCCAUCGCUGCCAACUUGCUGUUCUCCUACCUGGCCUCGGCGCUUUUCAACAAAGGGCUUUUUCCCGAGAAGUGGGACGUGUGCAGAGUGGAAGACCAGAGCUCGGCCCGAACGCCGACACCGGCCGACCACAACAGGAGAACCGAAAGAGAAGGAAACACUCGAUGAAAUGGAAUCUCCCCGAGACGCGUCACGGCCGAUGAUUACCACCACUUGUUAAAGAUUGUCAGUGCCGCAAUUCGAUAUAAGUACCGCAUUAAUAUUAUUGACAUGCAAGGGGUUUCUUUUGGAAUGUUUAAGCUGCUGUAUUUUAUUUUUUUAUGAACAGGAUAAAAGCUUAUCCUGGAGGAGGAG